This is a messenger RNA of Arabis nemorensis, 354 nucleotides long. The record is from the annotation of a GenBank genome assembly. Lineage: Eukaryota; Viridiplantae; Streptophyta; Magnoliopsida; Brassicales; Brassicaceae.
AUGGAAAAUGAAGACAGUCAAGUUACGAUGAAUGAAGGAUGGCUCAAGGCUUGCCAAGAAGAGCUGAAUCAGUGCUUCAAAAAUGGUGUUUGGGAUUCUGUUCGCAGGUCUGGUAAAGGAACUAGCAAUACUCUGAAGUGGGUCUAUAAGGACCAGACCAGUGAAUACGGAUUUCUUGUCAGGCGAAAGGCUCGUCUUGUAGCUAAGGAGUACUCCAAAGAAGAAGACUGUAACUUUGAUGAAAAUGAAGCUUCCGCUGCUUGUUUUGAAUCUCUGCGUCUUCUACUUGGAGUGGCUUGCUUUUUGAAUGUUCAUCUUCAUCAUAUGAGCGUUAAAAAAAGUUGUUCUGAAUGA